This is a messenger RNA of Mytilus californianus (California mussel), 927 nucleotides long. RefSeq names its product kyphoscoliosis peptidase-like. Lineage: Eukaryota; Metazoa; Mollusca; Bivalvia; Mytilida; Mytilidae. The record is from RefSeq and is a predicted model, not a curated record. The transcript has 5 exons. Bases 281 to 898 code for a protein of 205 amino acids.
UAAGGUGUUUCAGAAUUAGAUUUGAUUUAAUCCUGGUGAUGUACUUUGUAAAUACGUAAAUGGAGACACCAUAAAUCUAACAUUAUAAUAUAUAUACAAAGUUGGUCAUGUUAGAUAAAACUUUUCAAUUUGAUUUCAUACACUUAGGAGGUACGUAAUAGUCCUUGGAUUUAUCAACAAUGAUUGUAAUAUGUUGUUUUUAGAGGCAGGGCAUUUCCAUGCAUACUUCAUAGUAAUUUUAAUGUAAACAACAUCACCAGUAAAAAUUGUAUAGAAGAGAAUGGGUUGUGGAACUUCUGUUAAUUCUGUCGUACCUUUACAAUACUUCGAAAACCAAAACGGAAGUGCACUGAGGAUUAACUGUCCUGGCAGCGACAUUUUAGAUUACGUAUCCACAGAGGAGAUUAAAGAGGCGGAUGAGCGUGCUGAACAGUUGAAUCUUUCCGAAACAUCUAUAGAUAUUUUGUCAGAAAACUUGUGCCAAAAUACCAAGAACAAAGUAAUAUGUGUUAGGUUAUUCUUCAAAUGGAUUGUGAACAAUAUUAGAUAUGACCCAACUUCUCAAUGCACGGACGUCAACAGUAUACUUAACAGCAAAAGAGGCUCGUCAGAGGGUUUUGCUAAUUUAUUUGAACACAUGUGCAGUUUUAAAAACAUAAAGGUGAUAAGACUUAACAGUUGUGUAAAAAGAUACAGUUUUAUCUUGGAUAAUGAAAAAAUUGACAACAAAUAUAAUUUGCACGUGUGGAAUGCUGUUCUCAUUGACAAUAUUUAUCAUCAUGUGGACUGCACGUGGGCUGCGCUUCCAGUUAGUGACCAGAAAUAUGGUAACCCAUAUACUGAAAGUACAGAACAGUUCUUUUUUACAUCUACGGAUGUUAUUGGAGAUCUCUGUUGACAAAAAUCAAUGAAAUUGAACAUAAAUUA